UCCCAAAAUUUUCCAAUUUAAAGUACUUGGAUUCUGUUCUUUCCAUUGCAUUUUUCGCCUUUUCCGUUUUUUAUUUUCUGAAGGGCGGGAGAUAAAAAGCUCGCCUUUCCCUCUGUCCCCCACCGAGGUUCUCUGUUCUGCAAAUCGCGAUUCGUUUUCUCUCUCCUGCUUCCGCUUCACAGAGGAACUAUUAUAUAAAAUUUAGCGAAAAGAAGAAUGGGGUAUAUCGGGGCACAUGGCGUAGCUGCUCUGCAUAGAUACAAGUACAGUGGUGUAGAUCACUCUUACCUUGCCAAAUACGUGUUGCAACCUUUUUGGACUCGCUUUGUCAAUUUCUUCCCACUAUGGAUGCCUUGUUGAAUUUGUUGAAUUUGUCCCUAGUGUCAGAUUAAAGGAUGGUCGGGGGAUUAUUUACUAUAUAUAGAGGGAAUACUACUUUUAUUAUUCUCUCAUGUUUGCUCUUUUAUAAUGACUCUUCUUGAUUCAAGUUAAGUAUUCUUUAUUUGUGAUAAUGCUGAUACCAGCAUAAUUUUCUGUGCAUGUACGUGUUUGCCUCUGGAUCUUCUGCAGACCAAACAUGAUUACACUUAUAGGAUUUCUGUUCUUGGUUACAUCGGCACUGCUUAGCUAUAUUUAUUCACCUCAAUUGGAUUCACCCCCACCUAGAUGGGUUCAUUUUGCUCAUGGACUACUACUAUUUUUAUAUCAGACUUUUGAUGCUGUUGAUGGCAAGCAAGCAAGGCGAACAAGUUCCUCUAGCCCAUUGGGGGAGCUCUUUGACCAUGGAUGUGAUGCACUUGCAUGCGCGUUUGAAAGCUUGGCUUUUGGGAGCACUGCAAUGUGUGGAAGGGACACAUUCUGGUUCUGGGUGAUAGCAGCAAUACCAUUUUAUGGAGCAACAUGGGAACACUAUUUUACCAAUACACUUAUUCUUCCAGUUAUCAAUGGACCUACAGAGGGUCUUGCAUUGAUUUACGUGUCCCACUUUAUGACAGCAAUUGUUGGUGCCCAGUGGUGGGCUCAGCAGUUUGGGAAAUCAAUUCCCUUCUUUGGUUGGGUGCCUUUUAUAAGCGAAAUCCCAACAUUCAAAGCUGUGCUGUUUUUGAUGAUUGCCUUUGGUGUUAUACCUACUGUCACAUUCAAUGUAUGCAAUGUCUAUAAGGUCAUUCAGGCAAGAAAAGGAAGCAUAAGCAUGCCACUGGCUUUAGCAAUGCUUUACCCUUUUGCUGUGCUCCUGGGAGGAGUGCUAGUCUGGGAUUAUCUAUCUCCAUCUGAUAUAAUAGGAACUUAUCCCCAUUUAGUUAUAUUGGGAACUGGACUUGCAUUUGGGUUCCUUGUGGUGAGAAUUCUAUGUUUAUUUAAUUUCUUGUGUUGAAAUAUAUUAUUUGAGCUGCUAUUGUGGUCAAUGAAGAAAUGACUUUCAGUAGUCAAAUUCCUCUGUGGCAAUGGUUGGCACCUAGCAAAUGAAAUUGGUUGUAUGGUUCCUCUUACAAAAUUAAUCUAGUGGUCCAAUUUCUCAAAUUAUUGACCCUUUAAUGUUCUAGCUUGUCAAGUUGCUUUCUUAAACUAUAAGGGUCCGUUUGGUGCAGCUUCCCAAGUGCUUUAGUUUUUUGAC
This is a messenger RNA of Rubroshorea leprosula, 1615 nucleotides long. Lineage: Eukaryota; Viridiplantae; Streptophyta; Magnoliopsida; Malvales; Dipterocarpaceae. The record is from the annotation of a GenBank genome assembly.